AUGUCCAAGAUCGACCGUAUGAUGAUCCAGGGCAUUCGCUCCUUUGGACCCGAGAAGGGCGAGACCAUUGUCUUUACCACUCCGCUUACGCUCAUUGUCGGCUGGAACGGUUCUGGCAAGACUACCAUUAUUGAGUCGCUGAGAUAUGCAACUACAGGUGACCUGCCCCCAAACAGCAAGAAAGGCGGUGCUUUCAUCCACGAUCCCAAGCUGCGAAAUGAGAAGGAACUCUUGGCGCAGGUCAAGCUGUCGUUUCGUUCAAGCUCGGGAGUGCGCAUGGUUGCCACCCGCAAUCUGCAGGUCACCGUGACGAAGAAUGGGCGCAGCCAGAAGACGCUCGAGGGCUCGUUGCUCAUGCUGAAAGACGGCGAGAAGCACUCCAUCUCCACCCGUGUUGCCGAGCUCGACCAGAUCAUCCCUCAGUAUCUUGGUGUAUCGAAAGCAAUUCUAGAUAAUGUCAUCUUUUGCCACCAGGAAGAAAGCCUGUGGCCGCUCAGCGAUGCCUCUACGUUGAAGAAAAAGUUUGACGAGAUCUUCGAAGCAAUGAAGUACACCAAAGCGAUUGAAAACAUCAAAAUGAUCCGCAAAGACCGCAACGUCGAGCUCGGUCAGCUGAAGAUUAUCGAAGCAAACGCGAAGGAAGACAAGGACCGCGCCGGCAAGAGUGAGAAGCGACAAGCUGCGCUCUUUGACGAAAUUGAACAACUCCGCGGAGAAUACGAAAAGAUAGAUGGAGAGUGCACGCAAGCACAGCUCAAAGCCAACGAAGCUUACAACCACGCUGCAAGAUACGAACAGAUUCUAGCACAGCUGAAUGGAAAGCGCAUCACUUUCAGCGCCAACAAAGACAGCGUGGAUGAAUUGCAAGACAACCUCAAGCAGAUGGCGGAGUCAGACGAUGAGCUUCAGGAGAUGUUGGAUCAGUACGAGGAACGCAUUGCGACAUACGCUACUCAGCAAGACGACUCGCGACAACAGUACGGCGACCUCAAGGAAGAGCUGCAGCAAAGCAGGAACUCACUUGGUGCGAAGCAGGGCGAGAUCGGCAAGUACGAGGCGCAGAAAGAGCAGCACGAUCGUCAGAUCCAACUGCGCGAAAACAUCAUCAAAGAGACAGCUAAGCGUCAUAGCAUCCGCGGCUACGAUUACGACAUCACAGAGAAGCACAUCUCCGACUUUCAACAGGUCCUGAGCAGAAUGUCUCGCGACCAAAACAAAUCACUCGAUCGUGCACGAGAGGAUGCGCAGCGCGAGCUCCGCGAGGCGCAGAAUGAUCUCAACGAACUCAACACCCGCAAAUCAAACUUGAACCAGGGUAAAGAAUCUGCGCGGACGACUAUCACAAGCAACGAUAAGCGCAUCUCAGACCUGCAGAGGUCGAUGAACCAUAUCAAGGCCGAUGAAGGCAGCGAAGCUAUUUUGCAGGACAAGAAGCGCGAGACCGAGGAGCAGCUGAACAACGCAAACUCUGAAGCAGCUUCAGGUCGAUUCAACGAGCGGAUACAGGAAGUCUCAGAGACUGUACGAAUACUCGAGGAUAAGAAGGAGCGGUUGACCGCCGAGCUCGGCGACGCGACGAAGCAGGCUCGUGAAUCGGCGUCCAUUGACUACACGCGAAACGAGCUGCAAAGCCAGCAGCACAGUCUCGAGAAGAUGAAGAAAGUUCACAACAAACGCAUCUCUCAGCUCGUUGACCCCGACUGGGACCCAUCGACUCUGGAGACCACCUUCCAGAGCGUGUUCUCAGAGAAGUCUGCCAAAGUCAAGGAAGCAACAUCGCGUCGCGACAUUACCCAGACAAAGCUUGACAAUGUCCAUUUCCAAAUGUCGAGCCUGGAAUCACAGCUCAAGAAGAAACGAGCAGAGUUGCAGCAGUAUGAGAGGACCGUAAAGGAGGCCAUUCAGAAGGACGAUAUAUCCGACUUUGACGAGACAUUGCAGCAACUCGAGGACGACUACGAUGCUACCUCGACAGACAAAGCAAAGUUUGAAGCCCAAAUCGAAUACAUGCGGCAGUGUCUGAUGACCGCUGAGCGAGACAACACUUGCCGACUAUGUGCCAGGGCUCUGCACGACGACAGGUCGCAGCACUUCACCGCCGCCGGCUUCAUCGAAAAACUAAACCGGAUCAUCGAGAAAGCUGAGAUUAACAUGCAAGGAGACAAUGCGGAGGAACUGCUGACGGAACUUGAAGCCGCGCGCAAUGCUAAGCCAAGCUACGAACUGGCAACUCGUCUGCGCGACUCCGAUCUUCCUGCUCUCCAGAAAGAUCUCGCAAAACUGUCAACGGAGCGCGACAACGCCAACAAGCAACUAGAAGACCAGGAUGCUGCCAUUCACGACUUAGAGACUGAGAAGCAAGAUGUAGAGUCUCUUUCGAGAGAUGUCCAGACGAUUGUCCACAACUACAACGAGAUCAUCAAGCUCGAGGCGCAGGUCAAAGACUUGAGCCAGAAGCAGACGACUGCAGGUCUGUCAAGAGGCAUCGACGCUGUUCAGGCAGAUAUGAAGAAAAUAACUGAUGAGAGUCGAAACGCAAGAAAUGCGCUGGACCAGCUUACAUCCGAGCGAGACAAGUCCCGGAACCUCAUCACGACUCUCGAGCUCAGAAUCCGCGAUAUCAACGCUGAUCUUAACAACGCACAGUCGAAACUGAAGGAGAAGCGAGCUCUAUCUGAGCGGAUCGAGGAGCUGAGGACAGAAAGCAGCAACCAGCGCGAAACCAUGCGCGGGUUUGACAGAGAUGUUGAAAUCGUUGUUCCUGAGAUUGAGCAGGCUCAAUACAAGUACGACGAUAUCAACCGCCGAGGCAACGAGAAGGUCCAACGCGCGCACGAUGAAGCCUCCAAGCUUUCUGACAGCGUUCGCCAGCUUACCCAAGCCGACGGGGAGAUCAACGCCUACAUCGACCGCGGCGGUCCGCAACAACUCGCACGCACACACCGGGACAUUGAAAACCUGCAAGGCGAAAUCGCCCGCAUCGAAUCCGAGAUGAUGGAAGUUACACGCAAGGUCAAGAAAAUCGAAGACACCAUGCGCGACACAGAAAUGACCAAGCGCUCAAUCUCCGACAACCUGCGGUACCGCAAGGCGAAACGUGCCCUGGAGACUCUUCAAAUAGAGAUUGAGAAACUCGAAGAGCAUGGCGCUGAGCGCGACAAGGACCACUAUGAGCGCGAAGCGCAACACUGGGACACACGCUAUCACCAACUCAACACGUCCAAGACAUCAGUAGAACGCGAUAUGAAGAACAAGGACGACCAGCUUACCGAGCUCAUGGAAGAGUACAAGUCGCUGUACGAGAAGGCCGCAAACGGUUACCGAGAGGCCCACAUCAAAGUCGAAACCACAAAGGCCGCAAUCGAAGACCUCGGACGCUACGCGGGCGCCCUAGACAAAGCAAUCAUCCAAUACCACGCGCUGAAGAUGGAGGAAAUUAACCGCAUCAUCGCCGAGCUCUGGCGCAACGCGUACCAAGGCACCGACGUAGACACGAUCCGCAUUGCCGGCGACUCAGACGCCAAAGGCAACAGCUUGUACAACUACCGCGUCGUAAUGGUAAAGCAGGACACGGAGAUGGACAUGCGCGGGAGGUGUUCGUCAGGGCAAAAAGUGCUCGCCAGCAUCGUAAUCCGGCUCGCGCUCGCAGAGUGCUUCGGCACAAACUGUGGCCUUAUUGCCCUCGACGAACCCACCACCAACCUCGACCAGCAGAACAUCCAGGGCCUCGCCCAGAGCUUGUCCCACAUCAUCCAGAUGCGCCGCAAGCAGGCCAACUUUCAGCUCCUCGUCAUCACCCACGACGAGCAGUUUUUGCGUGAAAUGAACUGCGCUGAUUACACCGAUGUCUACUGGCGAGUCGGCCGCGAUGCGAGCCAGGAGAGCUUCAUUGAGAGGCAGAACAUUGCUGAGGUGAGUUGA
This is a messenger RNA of Ascochyta rabiei, 3921 nucleotides long. RefSeq names its product DNA repair protein rad50. The record is from RefSeq and is a predicted model, not a curated record. Gene Ontology annotation, biological process: telomere maintenance via telomerase; chromosome organization involved in meiotic cell cycle; telomere maintenance via recombination. Gene Ontology annotation, cellular component: Mre11 complex; condensed nuclear chromosome; nucleus. Gene Ontology annotation, molecular function: ATP hydrolysis activity; single-stranded telomeric DNA binding; double-stranded telomeric DNA binding. The coding region runs from base 1 to 3921 and encodes 1306 amino acids. The transcript is spliced from 2 exons. NCBI's taxonomy places the organism in Eukaryota, Fungi, Ascomycota, Dothideomycetes, Pleosporales, Didymellaceae.